Planococcus citri (citrus mealybug) is the source of this 7854-nucleotide messenger RNA. RefSeq lists its product as uncharacterized. The record is from RefSeq and is a predicted model, not a curated record. NCBI's taxonomy places the organism in Eukaryota, Metazoa, Arthropoda, Insecta, Hemiptera, Pseudococcidae. The coding region runs from base 395 to 1225 and encodes 276 amino acids. The transcript has 3 exons.
UGGAAAAAGCGUCAUCUUGCCGCGAAAGUAGCUGUAGAAGCGUCGUAGUGUGCGUUUUAAUGAGUGUUUUUAUUCCAUCUACGGUGGUGUAAUUUUUCAUUUCAUUUUUUCAUUUUUUUUUUAAAUCAGAAUCUUGUGCACGGUGAUUCGUUUUUUUUUUCAAAAUAACUUUUCGGUUGUGUGAAAAUACUCGUGCUACAUAUACAUCGAAGAAACGAAAAUUUAUCGAUUUCCAUAAUACGAUACUCGUACGAUGAAACUUUAUUCGCCGAGUACUACGAUGAUGGUGAUGAUGAUGAAGGUGAUCAUCGAACGGUGCUGAAUGAAAUUUAGUACGAGGUUUAUAUCUGCGUUUAUUUGGACGUGCGUGAAACGCAAAUAAAAAACUGUUUUCAUGAUGCACACGGUGGGCUUACACUCGGCGUUGGCCAUCAAACGCCAACGCAAACGCCGAGAAGAAUUGAAAAAAGCCCGAGAACGCAGAUACAGCUCGCAAUCCACCGAAAGCGGUCUAGGAGGAUCACGUUCCUCUUGCAACAGUCCAGGCAGCUUCGAUGGCAGCACAGAUCACUUGAAAAGCCGCCGAAAGCGUAAAGUAGCCGCACCAAAUCUAGUCGACACCAAAGUAGUCUCAAAUAUCGGCAUGCUUCACAUCGGAAUCGUAUUUCUAGUACUGGGCCUGUUCCUAAUCGGCUCCGGCCUCAUACCGGACGAUUUCGCAUACUGGGAUCAAUCUCUAAACUGGUUGAACGAACUCGUGUUUACCGGUAUAGCCGCCAUCGUUAUAGGCAUAUUUUUAAUCGUAUUGAAUCAUUAUUUAUCUCAACAAGAGGAAGACGAGCUGUCUCGUUACGUCGAACGUCAACUGACCCGAUCUCGAUCCGGUAAACGGCUCAUUAAAGACGAAGAAACCGGUUGCCUGAGCACUAAACAGGAUCGACGGGUUAAAGAACGAGAACAAGUUGUCGAAUCCGAAGUACACAAUGUGCCCCAUAAUUCAUUCACUCCUAUUCUAAAGUCUCCUCCUGGGAUGUCCAUAACUACCCCUAAGUCGGACUUGGAACGAAUCUUGGAAGAAGAAACAUCCGAAGGGCAAGCCGAAGUCGAACCUUAUCAUAAUAUGGAGAGUUUUAAUAAACAUACAAUGUCCAAUGGGAACUGCUCCCAACAAUCUCAAGAACCCAGGGAAUUGGUUGUCACUCGUUAUUACCAUACUACUCAUUAAUCUCUCUCGCUCUCUCUAUGUGUUGUGUGUGUGUGUGUGUGUGAUGCCGAUGGCGAUGGUGCAGUAUGAGAUCAAUUUCAUUUUAUAUUUUUUCAAGUAUUUUACUCGUUUUGUUUGGUUUUUUUUUUCGUGAAUUUAUACCUACUAUUUUUUUUUCUUAUUAUUUAUUUAUUUAUUGGGGUAAAUUUUAUAUAGCCUUUUUAAGAGUCUACGAGUGUAAAAGAAGUGAAAUUCUUAUGAAAUCGAAAGUAGAUGUGAAAAGGGGUAAAAAGUACCCAACGGUCGGGCUCAAAAAUUAUUCUCGAUGAAAGAUGGAAAAUUUCUAAGUAGGUCAUCGGGACUAUUUUGUAUUCGAAGAACGGCGAAUAACUUGAAAACUCUAACGCGAUUAACAUUGUAAUUGGAAUUCGUGGGAACCAAAUUAUUAUACAAAAGCUAUAACGUUCAUUUUAAGGCAAAUUUUUUAUUGCUCUUACUAUUUUAUUUUAUUUUUUUUGACUUUAUUAAAUACCUGUUUUUGGGGUAUCGCUCCUAUUUUUUUUUCAAUUUUAUAUAUUGUAAUGUUUAAAUUGCCUAUAUAAUUACGUCGCGCUUUUAUUUUAUUGCCAGCGGUUUGUGAAGUAUUGAGAGUCUUGGGGGUUUCUUCCUUCUAAAAGAUUGAAUGGCUUAAUUUUGGUUUUAGAAGAAGAUUCAAGUGGGGGAUGAAAAUCAUGUUCUAAAUUCAACUCAAAAUUGCUCAAAUGAAACGAAAAGUUGAUAUUUCGAAUUGAAAAUUUGGUGUGAUUGUUGCAUAAUUUUCUCAAUUCAACUCCAAAAUGAUCAAAUGAAAUCAAAUUUACACGAUUUUGAGUUCAUUUUUCACUCUUUCAACAAACUUUUGAUGAUAAAAGAUGAGGGAAGAGUUCAUACCUAUUUUUCCAACAAUUGAGACGAUCCCCUCCAACUUAUUUACGCUCGCUAUUGGAUUUAAUGAGGGGGGGGGGUGCGGAAAAUUUUAGCCCUCAACUUUGAGUAAAUGCAUUUUUGUGAGAAAAACACAAUUUGGUAUUUUUGACUCACUGCACUGACCUAGUGAAUAAUGAAAAAGUGGAAAUCGGGCCCUCUGAGUUUUUGAAAAUCGAUAAAAAAAAAAUUUUACACAUGUAAUUUGAUUUUUUUAUAUCGAUUAAUCGAACUUUAAAAAUCGAAUAAUCGAACUUCGAAAAUCAAUUAAUCGAACUUCGAAAAUUGAUUAAUUGAAUCUUGAAAAUCGAUUUAUCGAAUCUUGAAAAUCAAUUUAUCGAAUCUUGAAAAUCGAUUUAUCGAAUCUUGAAAAUCGAUUAAUCGAACUUCAAAGCUCGAUCUUGAAUAUCGAUUCAUUUGCGAUUUUCUAUUCAUUCUAGCAUUGAUAACAACUUCGAGAUAGAAAGUCGAUAGCAAUCGAAAUUCGAUGAUAUUAGCCUCAAAACCAACUUUAUGAUAAAUAAUCGAUCGUGAUUGAUUAUCGAUCGUUCGAAAUCAAACUUUACCGAUUUAUUUGAAAAAUAUCGAUUUAUAUGGAAUUUUCGACAUUCUCUACGUAUGAUCAAAUAUGCUCAAAAGGAAAAAUAUGAUGUGUGACUUGAAAAUCGAUCAUGAUCAAUAAUGGAAUAAUCGAACCUGAAAAUCGAUUUAUUUGCGAUUUUCGAUCUCAAUAUAAUUAGUCGUGAUGAACAAAAUGAAAAAUGAAUUUUCGUCUAGAAAAAGUUUCGGACCAAAAAUCGAUAUCGAUCAAAAAUCGAUUAAAUUUGCAAUUUUUGAUAUAUAAUUUGAUCAUGUUCAAAAUGUAAAAUCAAUUUUAGCAUCAAAAACAAACUUCCUGAUUGAAAAUCAAUCAAUGUAACCUCAAAAAUUGAUGUAUUUGCAUUUUUAGAUCCCAUGUGAUCAGUCAUGCUGAAAAUUCAGAAAUUAAAAUGAGCCUCAAAAACAAACUUUUUCAUCUCAUAUCGACUUCCUGAUCACAAAUCGAUCAAUCGAAGCCUAAAAAAUGAAUUUAUUUGCGAUUUUUGAUCCCAUGUGAACAAUUAUUCUAAAAAAAUUUAAAAAUCGAUAUUAACUUCAAAAAUCUACGUUCCAAUAAAAAAAUUGAUUUUGAUCGAUAAUCGAUCAAUCGAUCUCCAAAAAUCGAUUUAUUAGUGAUUUUCGAUUUCGAUAUGACCAAUCAUUGUGUUCUAUAAGAAAAAAAAAAUGUUUGCCACAAAAACGAAGUUCAGGCUCGAAAAUCGAAAAUAAUCGAUCAAUCGAACUACAAAAAUCGAUUUACUUGUGAGUUGUGUUGUGAUUUUAGAUUUCGAUAUGAGCAAUUAUUGUGUUCAUGUGUUCUACAUAUAAGAAGAUUAAAUUUUUGCCACAAAAACAAAAUUCGGGCCAAAUGUUGAAAAUCGACAAUCGAUCAAUCGAACUCCAAAAAUCGAUUAAUUUGCGAUUUUCGAUUUCGAUGUGACCAAUUGUUGUGUUCUGUAAGAAAAUUAAAUUUUUUUAAAUUUUUGCCACAAAAACAAAAUUUGGGCCAAAUAUUGAAAAUCGACAAUCGAUCAAUCGAACUCCAAAAAUCGAUUAAUUUGCGAUUCUCGAUUUCAAUGUGACCAAUUAUUGUGUUCUGUAAGAAAAUUAAAUAUUUUGCCACAAAAACAAAAUUUGAAACAAAAAUUGACAAAAAUUGAUCUCAAUCCAUAAUCGAUCAAUCGAACUCCAAAAUUCGAUUUAUUUGCGAUUUUCGAUUUCGAUGUGACCAAUUGUUGUGUUCUGUAAGAAAAUUGAAUUUUUGCCACUAAAACAAAAUUCGAACCAAAAAUUGACAAAAAUUGAUCUUGAUCGAUAAUCGAUCAAUCGAACUCCAAAAAUCGAUUUAUUUGCGAUUAUCGAUUUCGAUAUGACGAAUCACUAUAUUCUAUAAGAAAAAUACAUUUUUGCCACAAAGAACAAAAUUCGCGUCAAUAAUCGAAAAAAAUCCAUCUUGAUUGAUAAUUGAUCAAUCGAACUCCAAAAAUCGAUUUAUUUGCGAUUUUCGAUUUCGAUGCGACCAAUCAUCAUGUUCUGUAAGAAAAAUGAAUUUUUGCCUCAAAAACAGGAUUUGAGCCUAAAAUUGAAAAAAAUCGAUAUUGAUUGAUAAUUGAUCAAUCGAACUCCAAAAAUCGAUUUAUUUGCGAUUUUCGAUUUCGAUGUGACCAAUUAUUGUGUUCUGUAAGAAAAUUAAAUUUUUGCCACAAAAACAAAAUUCGAGCCUAAAAUUGAGAAAAAUCGAUAUUGUUUGAUAAUCGAUCAAUCGAACUCCAAAAAUCGAUUUAUUUGCGAUUCUCGAUUUCGAUAUGACCAAUCACUUUGUUCUAUGAGAAAAAUAAAUUGUUGCCACUAAAACAGAAUUUUGGGCCAAAAAUCGAUCUUGUUCAAAAAUCGAUUAAUCGAACCACAAACAUCGAUCUCAUUUGCAAUUUUUGAUUUCAUAUUAGGUAUCAAUCAUGAUCAUUGAUCAGAAGAGAAAAAUUGAUAUAAGCCUCAAAAAAAAAGGUCAACGUCCCGAUAAUUAUCGACCGUGAUCGAUAAUCGAUCAAUCAAAUCCCAAAAAUCGAUUUAUUUGCGAUUUUCGAUCUCAAUAUAUCUAUCAUUGUGUCCUGAAAGAAAAAGUGAAUUUUUGCCUCAAAAACGAAAUAUCGGGCGGAAAAUCAAUCUUGAUCAGAAAAUCGAUUAAUCGAACCACAAAAAUCGACUUUAUUUACAAUUCUUGAUUUCAUAUUGUGAUCAAUCAUGUUUAAAAUGAAAAAUCAAUAAUUGAUCAUACUUCCUGAUCAAAAAUCGAUCGUAAUCAUAAAUCAAUCCAUUUCAUUAUCUUCGACAAAAAUUAUCUACUUCUUACUCGAGUAUCUCUGGUACCUACCUACAUAAAUGCUUACAAGAGUACAAAUUCGAGUGGGUGAUAUUUCAAUUGGAAAAUUUUACGCACCACUGGCAAUAAAUGGCGUAUUUUAAGGAUUUAAUUAUUAAUCACUACGCUUGGAGCAUUUUUACAUGAAUGUUUAAAAUGUUAUUUAUCUGAUUUUCUAUCGUAUGUAAUGUAUAAACGUGCUUAUAGUAGUAGCUUGGUUAUAGUUUAGUACGAAAUCUCGCAACUUGCGUUCUAAUCGUUGGCCAACUUAUUCUGACCAAAAAUUAUCAGAACUACUUAGGUUUUAUUUAACGCGUUCGUUCGUUUUUAAAUUGGAUUUUUGCUGUGAUAUGGCGCGGUAACGAGAAUGAACAAUUCAUUAGUAUUCCAGUACAACGAGUAGCUUAUUUUUUUCCCUCUUAGCUUUCUCCCUUUUUUCGUUGUUUUACGCAUACCUAUUCCUAUAUACUUGGCUACAACAACAUUUUGAAUAACCUGAAACGAAACAAAAAAAAAAAAAAAAAGUCCAACUUGGAAUGACAAUCAAGAUAUGUGUUCACUCGUUACCCCAAGCCCAAGGGUAGAAUGUGCUCUUUUCGCCAAUGAGUAUAUAAGUUACCUCUCUUGUAUGUAACUCGUAUCCUAUGUAACCUUUUUUUGUUGUUGUAUUUUUAUGUUGUAUUACGUAUACCAUACUCUAGUCCCUAGAUAUCUUUGUGUAUUGUGUUGUGCGUCACGAUGAAUUACCUAACGCGAGUAUUUCGGAUGAAAAUACGAAUUCUGCGGUAACUCGGUAAGGUUUUACACGUUGAUAAAGCUGACAUUAUGGUCGUCGAAGACAGGCCGAGCUAUUUUUUAAGAUUAGUCAACAGCCGCGCUCGCACCUAUCCAUUCAUAAUAAUCCAUCAUUUUGAGACCAUUUUCCAAGCCUUGAAAUUCGAUUAAAAAUUUCUCUUCGCUUGAGAUUAACGUGCGAAGACGAGUUAAUGGAUAAAACCUGCUUGAAAAAAGAUUCAGUGAAAAUAAGAAUUACUUUUUGGAAACCUUUGUUGGUAACGAAAUCAAUUCGCUUAUUUUUUUCAAUUUUUGGAAUUAUUGUUUCACUUGUCAGCAUGUUUUGAUGAUGAUAUCUAUAUGGCAAUAGGAAUAAUUGCACCCCACCCCCCGAUCCUCUGGGACAACAUUUUUCUCAAAGGGGACAUUCUAAGGAACACUUUGAAGCCAACUGACCGAAAGAAAGCUCGCUUUACUGCCAUUUUGUUAGUAACUUUGCUCUAAAAUGUUCCUUAGGGUGUCCCUUUUAAUAAAAAAGUUGUCUACGUUGAUCGACGGGGGGGAGGGGUGCAAUUAUCCCUAUUGUCAUAUGUCGAGCUACUACAUUUAUUCGAGGCUAAAAUCCGAAAGAAAUCUUUCGAAGAGGUUGUAAUGUUUGGAAAAUAUAAUAAAAGCAACCUCGACGAAAUUUUUUUCAGCUUUAAAAUUUUUGCGAACGAUCCCUUGAUUUUUUUUUGCUAAAAAUUUACUUCGUGUUUCUUCGUAACGAUACCUGUCCCUUUUUUUUGCCAUUUUGUUCGAUUUAUUUUUUUAAAAAAAUAAUUUCGAUGUAACCAACUUCUUCAAAGAGGAAAAGUGCCUACGAAAUGAGAUUCGCUAACGAGACGUCUUGUCAUAUGUCUUCUAAUGUAAGAAAAUUCUCGGUCGCAGUAAAAUGAGCCAGAGAGCAGGAAUAUGGAACCUCGAACCUCGUUAUUACUAUACGAAGGUCUAUUAAUUUCAAAAACAUAAUUCGUCCGAGCCCAACAGUCUGCUAGGAUAAUAAAUUUUACGACGGUUACAUUUAUCGUUUUAGCGGUCGUAAGUAAUUCUUCGCCAUCUUGAGGAAAUUCUCGGUUAUGAGCGUAAAUGAGACCGAGUUUAUACCUAAUAUUUUCUUUAAUGUAAAUGCAAAUGGUAAAUUAUUACGAAAUUCAACCGAGACCCCAAACAAAGCUCGGAAUUUAACAAAAAUAUUUUUAGUACAAAUUUUAUAUAUUUUCAGCUGUUUUUUUAUUUUUAGUAUGGAUUAGAAAAACCGUAUGGUAUGGUUUAAAUAUGGGUUAUUUUUGGCGCCAUUUCAGACUAUGAAUUUGGUAUAUUGAGGAAUAGGUAACUAACUACUUAUAUGAUGGAUUCACACAGUAUUCGUGUAAAGCUCAAAGCUUAAUUUCGAUUGGUUCGUAUUUUUUCUCUUUUGUAGCUUCAAAUUAUUUAUUAUUCUAGUCGCCUGUUAUUUACCUAUACCUAUAGAAGUAUAGACCUACCUUAAUAUGUUACUUAUACGUCUUUUACUUACCUACCUAUAGCUUGAAAAUUAUGGUAUUGUUUUUUAUCUUGGCUGUGACUUUAAUCAUUAUUUUAUUACAAUGUUUGUAUUUGGUAUAUGUUGCAUUUACUCAGCCAUUAUUUUAUUAUAUUUCAUUAGCGAAUCGCUUUAGCCAAUAUUUUUAUCUAAUAUUUUUCAUUUUUUUUUCUUACGUGUAUUUAUACUACAUAUUAAAUUUAUAUAAGAGGUUUUUUCUGGAUUUUUUUUGUUUUUUUGUUCAGCACAAACGUUAUUAAGUAUUUAUUAAUGUAAACGCACAAUUAAAUGUUAAUUUUUUUAAAAUUUUGUUUAAUUUUUUACUAAUUUAUCUUUUUUUCAUUCUUUGCAAAAUUCUGUUAUGUAUUGCGAAUUUUAUCUUUUGUCUUAAUAAAAGAAUUUUAAUAGCAA